This is a messenger RNA of Oncorhynchus tshawytscha (Chinook salmon), 2524 nucleotides long. RefSeq names its product zinc finger protein 271-like. The record is from RefSeq and is a predicted model, not a curated record. Lineage: Eukaryota; Metazoa; Chordata; Actinopteri; Salmoniformes; Salmonidae. Gene Ontology annotation, molecular function: DNA-binding transcription factor activity, RNA polymerase II-specific; RNA polymerase II cis-regulatory region sequence-specific DNA binding. Gene Ontology annotation, biological process: regulation of transcription by RNA polymerase II.
CCAUUAAAGCCCACUGAAGAAGAAUAAAUCGAAUCUGGUCAUUGCAAAUCUUUUCCCGCAUGUGAGAUAAUUUACUUGUUCUCUGUAAUAUCGUAUAGAUUUGGAAUCGGGACAUUAUUUACUGCGGAGGAAAAUAUGCAGGUUUCUCGACUCAUUCCCUGACUAUGAGAAAGGCUUGAGUGACGAUUCGUUUAGCAACCUUGUGACCCAGCAUGACACCGUGAACAAGAUUGGUCGACCGUCUGCUGGGAUAUCAUUUAUAUAACAAGUUGUCUGAUAAAGGAGCAAUAGCUUCCUCAAUGGAUCCGGACAAAGCUAUUCCGUUCCCCUCCACCCUCCCGGAGUCCCCAGGUCAAACGUCUCCCGGGACCGCUUUACUGCUGGGUCUGGUUGACUGCAGGAAAACACCAGGGCAGAGAGGAGAAGAAGAAGAGAAGGAAGAUGGAGAUUUGAUUUCAUUAAGGGACAGCCCUGACCGUUGCUCUCUCAGCGGGAGAGGCUUGUCAUCUGGGGAGCCUCGACAACAUCGUGAUGCUGACAAGACAGAGAAGAGUCUCUCCAGAUCAGGACGUUUCAAUAAACACCGGCAUAGAGGUAUAGGGAAGAAACCUCACCACUGCUGCUUUGACUGGGGGAAGAGUUUUGCUAAACAGAGGGAAUUGAUCAUUUACCAGCAGUGUAACACUGGAGAGAAACCGUACCACUGCUCUCAGUGCGGGAAGAGUUUAGCUGCAUCUAAAACCUUAAAAUCAGAGAAUUCAUACAGGGAGAGGCCUUACCCCUGCUUUGAUUGUGGGAUGACCUUCAGUCAAUCAAGGGCCCUGACAACACACCAACGCAUACACACAGGAGAGAAGCCUUACAGCUGUGAUCAGUGUGGGAAGAGCUUCAGGAACUCAGGACACUUGACUAGACACAAACACAUACACACAGGAGAGAAGCCUUACAGCUGUGAUCAGUGUGGGAAGAGCUUCCGGAAGUCAGGACACCUGACUAGACACCAACGCAUACACACAGGAGAGAAGCCUUACAGCUGUGAUCAGUGUGGAAAGAGCUUCAAUCAAUCAGGAGAUCUGACAACACACCAACGCAUACACACAGGAGAGAAGCCUUAUAGCUGUGAUCAGUGUGGGAAGAGCUUCAAGAACUCAGGACACCUGACUAGUCACAAACGCAUACACACAGGAGAGAAGCCUUAUAGCUGUGAAGAGUGUGGGAAGAGCUUUUCACUGUCCGGAACUCUGACUACACACAAACGCAUACACACAGGAGAGAAGCCUUAUAGCUGUGAUCAGUGUGGGAAGAGCUUCAAUCAUUCAGGAUCCCUGAUUACACAUCAAUACAUACACACAGGAGAGAAGCCUUAUAGCUGUGAUCAGUGUGGGAAGAGCUUCAAUCAUUCAGGAAAUCUGACUUCACACCAACGCAUACAUACAGGAGAGAAGCCUUAUAUCUGUAUUCAGUGUGGGAAGAGCUUCAGGAAGUCAGGACACCUGACUGAACACCAGUGCAAACACACAGGAGAGACAUAUUAUAGCUGUGAUCAGUGUGGGAAGAGCUUCAAUCAAUUAGGAGACCUGACUAAACACCAACGCAUACACACAGGAGAGAAGCCUUAUAGCUGUGAUCAGUGUGGGAAGAGCUUCAAUCAUUCAGGAUCCCUGGUUACACACCAACGUAUACACACAGGAGAGAAGCCUUAUAGCUGUGAUCAGUGUGGGAAGAGCUUCAAUCAAUCAGGAGACCUGACUACACACCAACGCAUACACACAGGAGAGAAGCCUUAUAGCUGUUAUCAUUGUGGGAAGAGCUUCAGUAACUCAGGACACCUGACUGCACACCAGCGCACACACACAGGAGAGAAGCCUUAUAGCUGUGAUCAGUGUGGGAAGAGCUUCAAUCAAUCAGGAGUCCUGACUAAACACCAACGCAUACACACAGGAGAGAAGCCUUAUAGCUGUGAUCAGUGUGGGAAGAGCUUCAAUCAAUCAGGAUACCUAACUAUACACCAACGAAUACACACAGGAGAGAAGCCUUAUAGCUGUGAUCAGUGUGGGAAGGGUUUUGCUCAAGAUUCCACCCUGACUGCACACCAACGCAUACACACAGGUGAGAAGCCUUAUAGCUGUGAUCAGUGUGGGAAGAGCUUCAAUCAAUCAGGAUCCCUAACUAUACACCAACGCAUACACACUGGAGAGAGACCUUAUAGCUGUGAUCAGUGUGGGAAGAGUUUUGCUCAAGAUUUCAAUCUGACACCACACCAGCGAAUACACACUGGAGAGAAACCUUACUCCUGUCUAUGUGGAAAGAGCUUUGCUCAUUCAGGGUCACUGAAAAAACACCAGAAAUCACAAACAUGUUUUCUUUCAUCUCCCUCCUCUCCGGCACCGGUUCCAGAUCCCUAAAUACAGUUUCAAUAGAAAACAUCUUGUAUAGAGUCAUCCAUUUCCCAUUCUCUAACUAAGUCUGAUUACCAUGGUAACAUGUGUCGCAUAAUAUGCAGCUCUGGAUCCAUAUGUAUCAA